This is a messenger RNA of Orycteropus afer afer, 917 nucleotides long. It is a transcript of the gene CUNH8orf82, whose product is annotated as chromosome unknown C8orf82 homolog. The record is from RefSeq and is a predicted model, not a curated record. Lineage: Eukaryota; Metazoa; Chordata; Mammalia; Tubulidentata; Orycteropodidae.
CGGAACCGAAAACGCGGGGCGGAGGCGCUGGCGGACGCGUGUUCGCGCAGCGCCGCCUCGUGACCGGCAGCUGUUUCCGGUGCCGGGGAAGGAUGUGGCCUCCGCGCGGGUCGCCCCGGGCCCUGGCCUUGGCGCGGCUGCUAGGAGUCCGGCCCUGUAGCGGGAGUCGGGGCGUCUCCUACCGGCAAGGCCAGAGCCCCGAGCCCGGAACGCGCGAGUACUUCUACUUCGUGGACCACCAGGGCCAGCUUUUUCUGGAUGAUUCCAAAAUGAAGAACUUCAUCACCUGUUACAAAGACCCGCAGUUCCUGGUCGCCUUCUUCUCCCGCCUGAGACCCAACCGCAGCGGGCGCUACGAGGCUGUCUUCCCCUUCCUCUCGCUCUGCGGGAGGGAACGCAACUUCCUGCGCUGCGAGGACCGGCCUGUGGUCUUUACGCACCUGCUGGCCGCGGGCCCCAGACCCCCGCGCCUCUCCUACUGCGGCGGCGGCGAGGCCCUGGCCGUGCCCUUCGAACCUGCGCGCCUGCUUCCCCUGGCCGCCAAUGGUCGCCUCUACCACCCAGCGCCCGAGCGCGCAGGCGGCGUGGGCCUGGUGCGCUCGGCCCUGGCCUUCGAGCUCAGCGCCUGCUUCGAGUACGCGCCCGGCGCGCCCGCGCUGCCCUCACACGUACGCUGGCAGGGCCGCCGCCUUGCGCUCACCAUGGGCGUCUCCCGGACUGAUCUGCGCUCGCGACGUCAGGCCCGGGUGGCCCGAGCAGGAGGUGCUGGCCCAGAGUGCGCAUGCGCGCGCUGCCCCCUGCCCCUCCCCCGUCGCUGCUCCACGGGGUUGGGGUCGCUGCACGCUCUGCGGGGGAGCCGCGCGCCUCUAGAGCGUCAGAUGGGCGCGCUGACAACCACCCCUGAGUCUUGUGCGUAG